UCAGUCACAUUUGUAUCUCGUUUGCGCUCGCAUUGAACAAAGCGCUGUCAGCGAUUACCAAACACCAACAAUUGUUUUAAAAACAACGCAGGACAAUUGAAUGUGGCACACCCAGGCCUGGCUGCUCAUUAUUGUGCUCAGCAUUUGCGGCAUAAUCUCAGCAGAGCAUGCAGAGAUACUCAAAUUCGAAAAUGAAAAGCUAGACAGCGAUGGCUAUGCCUUCUCCUUUGAGACCAGCGACGGCAUCUCGCGACACGAGACGGCAAAGCUGCAACAUGCUGGGACGCCCCAAGAGGCAAUCUCAGUGCAAGGCAGCGUCAACUGGGUGGGACCUGAUGGCGUGCAGUAUAAACUCAACUAUUUGGCGGAUGAGAAUGGCUUUCAGCCGCAGGGCGAGCAUUUGCCGCGCAUGCGCUGAUCACGUGCGCCUUAAGCUUGCUUGGAGUUUCUUUUGCAAAUCUUUAGACAUAUAUGUUAGUAGAUAACAAAGACUUGUGUG
Drosophila busckii is the source of this 499-nucleotide messenger RNA. RefSeq names its product endocuticle structural protein SgAbd-6. Bases 101 to 418 code for a protein of 105 amino acids. The record is from RefSeq and is a predicted model, not a curated record. NCBI's taxonomy places the organism in Eukaryota, Metazoa, Arthropoda, Insecta, Diptera, Drosophilidae. Gene Ontology annotation, cellular component: chitin-based extracellular matrix. Gene Ontology annotation, molecular function: structural constituent of chitin-based larval cuticle. The transcript is spliced from 2 exons.